CUGUGAUUCUUUGAGAUUACUUCAGAAGCAACCUUUCUGGUCUGAAAUACAGAUUUUCUAGCCGGUCCGAUGAUUAUUUAAAUAACUCCGACUUCUGUAAAUAAUCCAUUGAUAGUUAAGUCUUUUCUCGGUAAAAAUCGAAGGGAGCGCGAUGGUCGUCGGGAAUACUCGGGACCAGUUCUCUUCAUACGCAUGUCUCACGUUCGUCACGUGCCCUUCUGUAAAUAUCGCAAAGCUGUGUACAUUGUAGAUGUAAAUAAAAAUCGCGCUACUUUACCUGUGACGCACUGGCUUCUGUUAAGGUCAACUAAAUACUUUUACCGCAAAUAUUCAAUUUAAACAAGUCGCUAAGGCACAUUCUAUUUUGAAAAAGUUGUAAAACGUAAUAAUUGUAAAAUUGUAACCAGAUUUCCUGCUGCACGUUAAAGUUUUAAUAUGUCAGUUUCAAAAUAUUAAAAUUCUUACUUGGCGCCAAGGCUUAGGGGAAUAAAAUUAAGGAAUUAAUUAUUCGUUCCUCAACCUCAAUGUGAUUUGUUUUGUUUUAUUCUACCAAGCCUCGGACCCAAGUUAGAAUUUUAAUAUAUCGAAAAUGGCAUGUUGCUGGUAUUUUUUUUAAAAAGCGCUGAUUUAAAAAAUAGCUUUUGUAACCGGAUAGUAGUAGAAGCCUUAGUAGAGCUUAAUAUUUUUCUGAACAGUUCAGAUUGCCAAUAAAAAAAAUACAGCUUAUAAAUUAACCAGAUCAUAAGGGCUGUCUUUUCUUUUUGUGUGGCUGCUUUUUUACGAAGGCGUUUUGUAGUUGACGAUCUACAUAGACUAAUACGGAGAUACUCUGCACUUGAAAACAACAAAAAUAGGUAACAAAUAGCCUUUAAGAAUCGUGCUUUCAGUGUGUCCUUUUCAUAUACCCAACAACGAUGACAUGAAGCUGAUUAUAUGAGAUGUGGCUGAUAAAUUUGCGGUUCUGUUUCUAUCCAAAUAACCACAUGUUUCAUGAGAGAUCGGCAGGUGAUACAGAUCUCACUCCUCUUGCAUUUCAAGCAGCCGCCAAUUGUCUCAAGAUAUUGCUAAAGAUAGCCGCCUUCUAAGUACUUGUUUCCUCGGAUGUUUUUUCUUUCGAGUCAUAUGUGCGGAGUAGAAUUUUUCUGUCGUGCUGAUGUGUAACAAUUAGUCAUACUGUUUUAACUUUAGAUUCAGUGUUUGAUUAAAGGCGGGGACAAGAUAGUGAUCUUUACGCAUAUUGUUGUAUUGUACCUCUUAUUAAAAUACCUGAUCAUUAAAAGUUUCCGUCACACUAAAGAACGAGUCGCCUUGAUGGCUACAUGAAAAGAUAAAGCUUUUAAAUAGAGCACCUCUCUUCUGCGCGUGCUGGGCAUUUUGUCAUUUUAAAGAAUGGGUAUUUCUUGAGAUCAGCGUGAAGUCCUCAACCUUGUUGAUUUUCUCAAGUCCUACUCUUGCUUGAGUGACUUUCUCAAGGUCAGGUCAUCGUUUAGGAGAUCCUCGUUCAUCUUGAUCAAGCUGAAAUCCUAGAGACCAGUGUCUUGGCCGAUUUAACUUGAGAUACUUGACACAUUAAGACAUGAGUUCAACUAACUCGUCUUCACCUGAUGCUUGGAGCGACCUGACCACCCCAACUAUGAAAUGGGUUUUUCGCAUCCUCUUCUCCACGAUCUUAGUUUUCGGUAUUUUGGGAAAUGGCGCGGUGUGUCUAGCCAUCCUUGUGAAACAGCGGUUACGAACUACAGCCAAUUUUCUGGUCUUAAACCUUGCAGCGGCAGAUCUGAUAUUCGUGGCGCUCUACGUUCCGACCCAGCUUUCCUUCUUCGAGAACAACUACAGCUGGGAAAUGGGUGAUGCCGUUUGUAAGCUUUCAUACGCCGUCCUUCCAGCGUGUCUUUGCUCCACGGUGGAAACGCUGUUGUGUAUUGCUGUGAUACGCUACAAGGCUGUCGCUAGCCCCUUUCAUGUACGCGUCGGAAUGACCGUGAAGACAACAGCUAUUGUGAUAAGUGUUAUCUGGUUGUCAUCUUUACUCACGGGCUUGCCCGUUUUUCUUGUGGCGAAAACCGCCAAGUAUCAAGACAAGGUAUUCUGUGACGAGGUGUGGCCGGUUGGCAAGCCCUACAGUCAGGUCUACUGGGUUUCUAUUUUCCUUAUCCAGUACGCACUUCCACUAGUGGUAAUCGCUCUUCUUUCUAUAGCUACAGUUGUAAAGGUGAAGCAGAGCCGUGCUCGCGUCUUGCCAAGUUCGUCGACCGUGAACAACGAUGGCAAUUCUAUUGCAAACGUAAUGAACGCCAGUGUGAGACGAAGACGAAGACGAGAGAACAACAUGUCUAAGAUGUUAACAGGUCUGGUUAUCUUGUAUGCAAUCUGCAUGCUUCCUCAACACGUCGUGUUUUUCUGGCUUACUUAUGGCGGCUUAAAGAAGCUUGAAUCUUCUUUGUACAUCUUUACCAUCGCUAACAUCUUCCCCAUUGCCAAUAGCGCAAUAAACCCUCUUUUAUACGGUAGCUUGCAUAAAGAGUUGAAAACUGGCUUUAAAAGCUGUUUUGGAUGUACCUGAAAGGACACUUCGCGCUUAUUACUUGAUAUACCUAUUAACACUUAAGCAGAGCUCUUUACAAUUCAAGUCACUCUUCUCUUUGUCGGCAUUAACAACGAAAUCAUUUGCACGUCAAAAGUGAUCCGUAUAGGUCGCUAACGAGAUUCUCCAAUCUUCAGACUAUUGUACGAAGAGAUAAGGUGCAAAUGUUAACGAGGCUGCAAGCCAAGGUAACAAUAACAAUCAAUCAACGGCAGUUGUGAGAAAGAUGCAAAUGCAAUCUUGAAACAAUUACUCGACCUGAGGUUAUGGAAAAUUAUCUUGGUCAAUGCCCCGAGAACGAUAAAGAUGUAAAGCGUAUGGAUAUCAAGUGUAUUAUCUAAAAACCGGAAUAACCCUAAUAGUAUACAUGAUAUACAAGAGUUCAGUAACUCGUAUAUAAGAUAUAUAAUAGUUAUCUUGGUCAAAUCCGUGAGAAAAAUUUAAAAGAUGUAAAGCGUAUUAAUAUGAAGUGUAUUGUCUAAAAACUGGGACAACUAAACUAGUAUAUAAGAUACUUCCAAAAGGUCUCCAUUGGAAAAGACAAGUUAAUACUUCUUCAAUACUUCUGAUUUUUAAGGAAGACUACUUGUUUCGACAGAUUUCACUGUAAUCGUUUGCUAAAACAUAAAAUACAGAGAAAAUUUUAAUCUAAAAUAAUUUGAGACGGAUGCGAUGAUAAAUAUAUUUUGCAUGUCAUGAGCUAGUCAGAGUCGUCUACCGGCAGACUAUAUUAGAACUUGGCUUAAAAUAAUGUUAUCAUUGGAUGAUGACGGUAUUUGGCCUGUCUAUAUAGCUAAUGAUGUAAGUUAAGGAGAAGUUUUCUUUCUUUUUAUCUCCUUUCUUGGAGCAGUUUUGGUGCUGUUACAUAGAUCAAUAGUGAUCACAAUUAUGUAUUACUGGAAGUUGUAGGUAUUUAAAUCGAUAUGGGAGAUUUCCGUGCUUUUGGUAUAUUUACAUUUAGUUGAUUUAACGUACAAAAUGAAAUGUUUAUUCAUUAGAGUUAUUUCCACACUUUUAGCGAUGCAUUAUCGUUACGGCACAUUUCCUAUACAGUGUAAAAUACGCCGGAAAUAACAUAAAUUGACAGCUCAUGGACUUUAACUAGAUUAAAUCAAAAAUGUAGAGGCAUAUUUUGGAAGAGAAAUUCGACAUUCGCGCCAUUCGUGCGCUCUAUUGAUUCAUGGCAUUUGAUUGUACUUUUGUAGUAAACAUUUCUUAAUUGCAGAGUGAGUUUCAGCUGUCAUAGUUUGUAAAGACGUGAUUUCUUUUAUCCAGCCCCUUGUCUUAAGAUGGCAAGCUUUCUAAAUAGGCAAUUGCCUGUUCAAUGAAAAGUUAACGAAGUAUUUAUUUUGGACUAAGUAAUACUCGCACUUCUCAAGGAAAACUUGCAUACUAAUAUAUUUUCUGUAUGUUAUUAAGUUUUAAACACGUUCUUAGCUCUUUGUUCUCAAUUCGUUUCAAAUGACAGCUUUGCUCAUCUUAAAGCCUAACUCAGUUCUUUCGAUAACAAGUAGUAAAGUUCACGUCUUGAUAAACGUCCGUUUACUUAACCGUUUGAGAUGCCCUAAUUUACAGUGCGAUUACUCCACCCAAGUCCACCCGACAAAAUUUUCCACAAAUUUAAAAAAAUAAAAAUCGUGGAGAAUAACAUGAAUAUAGUUUUCAACAAAUUAUCGAUGCGAUCAAGCUGUACAUUGCAAAGACAACAGAUCUGUGGUCAUUUUGGAUAAUUUAUUGGAAAACUAUUGUUAACUUCCACGACUUUAUUCGUUAAAUUUGCAGAAACUUUUGUCGGGUGCCCUUGAUUAGAGUAGUCGCACUGUAAGUUAUUUCUUAAAGUACCGAGUUUUGCACACGUAAACAUAACUAAGCUUGUUUUAGAUUCUUUUGUUUCUGAGCUCUAGGACAGCUGAAUCUACCUCAUAAGAUACAAUCGAGCUUAUUUACUUUUGUGAAAAUAUUGAAGGGCCGCAGGCAGGAUAAAACAUGAAAAAAUUUUAAAAACGAUCUCUGGCUGAAACGAUUAAAAAAUUACAAGCUUUCGACUGCCUGAACUACAGUCUUCGACGGGUAAAGUGUGAAUGACAAGAAGCGAAGAAAAAGA
Molecule: messenger RNA, 4688 nt
Organism: Orbicella faveolata
Lineage: Eukaryota; Metazoa; Cnidaria; Anthozoa; Scleractinia; Merulinidae
Product: galanin receptor 2a-like
Biological process (GO): G protein-coupled receptor signaling pathway
Cellular component (GO): plasma membrane
Molecular function (GO): G protein-coupled receptor activity
Source: RefSeq, a predicted model, not a curated record